This is a messenger RNA of Penicillium egyptiacum, 723 nucleotides long. Lineage: Eukaryota; Fungi; Ascomycota; Eurotiomycetes; Eurotiales; Aspergillaceae. The record is from the annotation of a GenBank genome assembly.
AUGGACAGCGUCGCAGCUACCGAGUCGCAGUGGCUGACACAGUUAGCAGCCAUGCGCCAGGCUAUUGCUGAUCUGAAGCUCCCCCAAGACCUUCCUCACGAAUCGAUCAGCUAUGGAAGCGAUAUUGAUCUGGACAUUGACGAUGACUACUCGUCUCCAGGAACAAAUGAUGAUGUGUGGGAUAUCAUCAGCUCGGACGAUGAAACUUCCGAUGACCUGGACGACUUGCAUGGACUCGAUGGACUUCAUCUCGCACCGGUGUCCUCAUACAAUCGGUUGUGGCUAGAAGACAAGUGCCAGGAUCUGGCCGUACGGAACUCAACUAUGGAUGCAACAGAGCUUGCUCAACAAGUCAUCGCCACCCUGGCUGCUGACAGCAACGACGAGGAGCUACAAAUGUCUUUGGCCGAGAUUGUUGGAUUCGAUGACCUGGAUCUGGUAAUUGAGCUGAUUGCACACCGAGGAGAAAUUCUGUCGGACAAGGGACCCCGCUUAGAAUCCCAGACAGAUGGGCUCAUGGCAGGUAGACUCCAAACACGAGCAGAGAGAGAACAUGCUCUGCAGCAGCGCGACUUCGAACAUAAGCAUGCAGCCUUGAUGCCGGCCCAGACCCGAUCGGAGCCCUCCUACCCGCAUCGAGCAGAUCGAGGAACCGAAAUACACAGAAUUCGCGAUUCCGGCGUCGAAGGUUGGAACACUGGGAAAGGGCCGGAAACUCGUUGA